Molecule: messenger RNA, 704 nt
Organism: Colletotrichum destructivum
Lineage: Eukaryota; Fungi; Ascomycota; Sordariomycetes; Glomerellales; Glomerellaceae
Exons: 2
Coding region: 324-500 (58 amino acids)
Source: RefSeq, a predicted model, not a curated record
UCUCCUGAAUUUAGAAACACGGGACCUUGGAGGAAGUUCAAGCAUUUGUUGGGGGCAGUUUUACUUAAGGCUGAGCUGAGACCUGGGUCUGGACCGCUUUUUUUCUCUCCUUGGAGAGACAAACAGCCGGGACACUUUUAAGAUCGAGAACGAGAGAACGACUACCACCUCUUCCGGAACCUCGCCCAUUCCUUCGACUGACGCCACGCCAUAAACCAUUUUCCAUUGAGAGAUACUUGUGAUCAAGCAGUCAUCACGCCGCCUCUCUCCUACACAGUUCCCAGCACCCAGACUCUCAACUCCUCGACAAAAUAACCAUCACAAUGGCGUGCGGCUCCGCUUCCUCCGGCCUCGUCAACCGCAACGGCCCCGGCAGCGCCGCCACCUCCAUCAUCGACAGCAUCGUCAAGCCCGCCGAGGCCACGGGUGGCAAGACAAAGUGCAUCGAGUGCGACGGCUAUGAGUGCUGCUGCAUCCCCAUCCCUUGCACCGUCAUGUAACGCGGAGUGACUCGUUGGAUGAGGAUGGCGAGACAGCCGUCUGAAUAAUGUUCUGGAAAAAGAGGAGGGAUGGGAUGCGUGUUAUCGGCGAUGGAAUGGCAGUGGAUUUGAUACCGUGUGCUGCGAACACUUUUUGUCUUUUUUUUUUCCCCUCCUGUUUUAUUUCACGUUGGCAUUAGCCAGCUAAGCAUGAAUCUAUGAUUU